AGUACUAGUGUCAGAGUCUGGCCUUCCGUAAGUCCAUUGUUGUGAUCAUGUCUUCGCCGCCUCGACAGGUGUCGAGGCCUACUACCAGACUCUCGGCGCGCGCAAGCCCAUAUCAUAGUGCAGUCACUUUGUAUGAAGCCGGAAAUGCGGAUCAGCCGUCAACGUCAAUGUCUUCCAGUCUAAAACCGUCGAAGCGUAUCAAGCUCGAGGUCGAAUCCAAGUCCACAGACGUCUUAGACCCUGGAACACCCUCCACGAGCUUACGGAAGACGUCGCGAACUUUAAAGCUAGAAGAGCCGGUAUCUGAAGAAGAUACGGACUCGCGAGUGAAGUCCAAGUCCUCCAAGAAAACUAAACCAAUACCACAGUCUCUGGAGACCCCACACCCUGCUCCACCACGCUGGAAGGAGGUGUAUGAUGCAAUUAAAGCAAUGCGCGCACAAACUGUCGCUCCUGUAGACACGAUGGGGUGCGACCGAGCCCAGCACAAGGAGGACGAUCCAAAGAACCGACGGUUUGCUACACUAGUGUCUUUAAUGUUAUCUUCCCAAACGAAAGAUGAAGUCACAGAUGCAGCUGUUGCGAAGCUGCGAGCUGCCGUAGGAGGCACACUAUCCGUUGCAGCCAUCAUAUCUGCAGACGAUGCUACAAUCUCAGAUGCAAUAGCGAAAGUUGGCUUCUGGCGACGGAAAACUGGGUAUCUCAAGAAGGCGGCUUUACGGUUACGGGAUGAUUUCGAUUCAGACGUACCAAAGACGGUGGAUGAAUUGUGCUCACUGCCAGGAGUCGGACCUAAAAUGGCGUUUCUUACGCUUCACGUGGCUUGGAAUCUCAAUCUCGGUAUUGGCGUGGACGUGCACGUUCACCGUAUCACGAACAGGCUGGGGUGGCAUCAACGGCCCACCAAGAAGCCUGAAGAAACGAGGCUGAAUCUUCAGUCGUGGCUGCCCAUCGAGUUUCAUCGCGAAAUCAACCACAUGCUCGUCGGCUUUGGUCAGACUAUUUGCGUCCCUGUGGGGCCGAAGUGCGACUCAUGCACUUUGAGUACUGAAGGACUGUGUCCAAGUGCCCGUACAAAAACCCCGAGAAGCCCGGUGAAGCGGAAGAGACGAUCUUCUGCAGACCCUGAGUGCGAGUCUGGACCUAAGAUGGAUAUUGCAAUUGAGUUUUCUGGUUCAUGAAGAAUUCGUGACUAUAUUUUCUUCGACCCCCCACCUAGCGAUACAUGCCUAUAUUUUGUAUUUUCCAGAUCAGUACUAUAAUCACUCUGCCAAACUCAUAGCUGAUUCCCAAGAUCGACAUGCUUGUCUCGAGCAGAGGAGACAAUUUACGUUAGACGCCGUGGGUAAUUU
Molecule: messenger RNA, 1352 nt
Organism: Suillus paluster
Lineage: Eukaryota; Fungi; Basidiomycota; Agaricomycetes; Boletales; Suillaceae
Product: DNA glycosylase
Exons: 5
Coding region: 48-1181 (377 amino acids)
Biological process (GO): nucleotide-excision repair; base-excision repair; base-excision repair, AP site formation
Cellular component (GO): nucleus
Molecular function (GO): oxidized pyrimidine nucleobase lesion DNA N-glycosylase activity; DNA binding; DNA-(apurinic or apyrimidinic site) endonuclease activity
Source: RefSeq, a predicted model, not a curated record